Dufourea novaeangliae is the source of this 1291-nucleotide messenger RNA. It is a transcript of the gene Rab3, whose product is annotated as ras-related protein Rab-3. The transcript is spliced from 4 exons. The record is from RefSeq and is a predicted model, not a curated record. Gene Ontology annotation, biological process: protein localization to plasma membrane; protein secretion; regulation of exocytosis. Gene Ontology annotation, molecular function: GTPase activity; GTP binding. Lineage: Eukaryota; Metazoa; Arthropoda; Insecta; Hymenoptera; Halictidae. Bases 142 to 744 code for a protein of 200 amino acids. Gene Ontology annotation, cellular component: synaptic vesicle; endosome; plasma membrane.
UAUCCGCAGGAAAUAUCCACUCGCUGAUAACGAAUUCGCCGUGCCGUGGUGGUGCAGGACCGGAAGUGCAAUACGCUCGGUGUGCUACCUACCUCUUUGUCGUUCGCCGUUCAGCCGUGAGAGGAUCGUCCUAUUCAGGAGAUGGCGGGCUCGAAAGCUGGCGAGGAUCAAAAGAAGGAGGCUGCGGAUCAAAACUACGACUACAUGUUCAAGUUGCUGAUUAUCGGCAACUCGUCCGUAGGCAAAACCUCCUUCCUCUUCCGUUACGCGGAUGAUUCAUUCACCUCGGCCUUCGUAUCGACCGUCGGGAUCGAUUUUAAGGUGAAAACGGUCUUCAGGAACGAGAAAAGGGUGAAGCUACAGAUCUGGGACACGGCGGGUCAGGAGAGAUACAGAACGAUAACAACGGCCUACUACAGGGGCGCGAUGGGCUUCAUCCUGAUGUACGACAUAACGAACGAGGAGUCGUUCAAUUCGGUACAAGACUGGGUUGAAAGAGUGAUCAGCGAAGAGAGGGGCAAACAGCUGGCGGACCAAUUGGGGGUCCAAUUCUUCGAGACGUCUGCCAAAGAGAACAUUAACAUUAAGACGGUGUUCGAGCAGCUGGUGGACUUCAUAUGCGACAAGAUGAGCGAGUCCCUGGACAAUGACCCGACCCUGAUCGCUGGCGGAAUGGGCCAGGCGAAGGGUCAACGACUCACCGAUCAGCCGACCAAUCCAGCGACCACCAACUGUAAUUGCUAAAAACGUUGGGUGGCCACACCCCCUAAGCACUAUAUAAGAGGAAGCAAACCGGAUGAUGGAUACAGAGGAAGGAAACUUAGAUGGAAACCGCGUGUAUGCCUGUACAUGUGUGCGUGAACGCGUGGUCUAUCCUGGGUGUGUGUGUCUGUACGCAAAGAGUGUGUACCCGUGUGCGUGGGAAAGAGAAAGGGACACGUUGAGAGAGAGAAAGAGAGAAGGAGGAAAGGUCGAGUGAUAAAAAAACGCUGGCUCUAGUUCAAAAUCCUGUCUAUCGUUCCUUUAACCCCCCUCUGUGUUUCCUGGCCGUUUCUUCGUUCUGCUCUUUUUCUUUCCUCCUUUCUCGAUCAAUGUAUUUAUAUAUGUGCACAUAAAUACGUAUAUAUGUACAGGGUGAACCGUGCGAGAUUCGAUCAAACUGCUUACUUUCCUCCUUAGUCAAGUCUCUUUCUGGAGUUCUAUAGGGUAUCGAUCGCUCGAUCCACGGGGAUCUAUCAGCCGGUCUGGGUGAUGAAUUAUGGAGGUAAUGUAUCAAACUGACCAUAAGUCC